AUCACAUUUGGUGUUGUCGUAGAACUGUCAUUGUCACAAUUUUUUUUUGGUCCUCUGUCUAGUUCAUUACUUUGAAUGUGUAGCAAAGCUUCUCGAUCAUGGCUGGAUAUCUUACAUGGCUGUGGAGAUAUAGGAACUAUAUCGUGAUAGUUCUCACACCUCUUCUACUUCUGCCUCUGCCUAUUGUCAUCCCCACCCCGGAGGCAAAAUGCGGCUUUGUGAUCAUCCUGAUGGCGCUGUACUGGUGUACAGAGUGCAUCCCUCUGGCUGUGACGGCCUUGCUCCCUAUUAUCCUUUUCCCCAUGUUGAAGAUCAUGCCGUCAGAGCAGGUGUGUAUCCAGUACCUGAAAGACUCCAACAUGCUCUUCAUUGGUGGGAUGCUGGUGGCCAUCGCUGUGGAGCAUUGGAACCUGCACAAGAGAAUUGCCCUCCAAGUCCUGCUAUUUGUCGGUGUCAAACCUUCACUACUGAUGAUAGGCUUCAUGGGCACCACAGCGUUCCUGUCCAUGUGGAUCAGUAACACAGCAUCCACGGCCAUGAUGCUGCCCAUCGCCAAUGCCGUGCUGCAGCAGCUCAAUGACUCAGAGGCCAAUGCUGAAGAACGGGCCAAUGAACUCCGCGCUGCCAGGGAUGGCUUGGAAAACCAAGGCUUUGAGAUGACUGACUCUACCAAAUCCAAGGAGGUCAAACUAGAGGACAGGCACAUUAACAUGGAUGUAGAUCAUAUGCAUGUGGCAGACAAUGAGGUUCCAAAGGGUCACUCUUGGAGUCCAGAGAUGGCACAGCAGCAUAGAAACAAGCGAGAAGAGAGGUACAUGAACCUGACCAAAGGCAUGAGUCUGUGCGUGUGCUAUGCUGCCAGCAUUGGAGGGACAGCCACUCUGACGGGAACCACACCCAAUGUCAUCCUGAUGGGUCAGAUUGAUGGGCUUUUCCCUCAAAAUGGCGGCAUCAUCAAUUUUGCAAGCUGGUUUGGCUUCGCAUUCCCCAACAUGGUUCUCAUGCUGGCCUUAGCUUGGUUGUGGUUGCAGUUUAUGUUUCUGGGCUUUAAUCUGAAAGAGUCAUUUGGAUGUGGUGGAAAGACCGCAGGUGACAAGGAGGCCUACCAGGUAAUCAAAGAUGAGUACAAAAAAUUGGGCAGGAUGAGCUUUGCAGAGGCCAUUGUGCUGGUUAUCUUCACGCUGCUGGUUCUUCUGUGGUUUACCAGAGAGCCUGGCUUCAUACCAGGCUGGGCCACCGUUCUCUUCAACCAAAACAAAGUGUAUGUCACAGAUGGCACUGUGGCCAUUUUUAUGUCAGCGCUCUUCUUCUGCAUCCCCUCCAAAUUUCCCCUAUGUGGCAGGUCGUCUGAGGAAGAACCCGCGCCUCCUCUGCUAACUUGGGAAACUGUCCAUGAAAAAAUGCCUUGGAACAUCCUUUUGCUCCUGGGAGGCGGCUUUGCUCUAGCCCACGGUAGUGAGCUAUCCGGGCUGUCCAAGUGGUUAGGAGAAAGUCUGGAACCGCUGCAGAGUAUCCCUCCUUUUGCCAUCUCCAUCUUGCUGUGUCUGAUGGUGGCCAUGUUCACGGAAUGUUCCAGCAACACUGCUACCACCACUCUGUUUUUACCAAUACUCGGUGCAAUGGCCACCGCCAUUAAAAUCCACCCACUUUAUGUGAUGUUUCCCUGCACCAUUGCUGCUUCCUUGGCUUUCAUGUUGCCUGUGGCCACGCCCCCCAACGCCAUCGCCUUCUCCUAUGGCAACCUUCGAGUCAUGGACAUGGCCAAGGCUGGAUUCAUCCUAAACUUCCUUGGGGUCAUCACCAUCAACAUCGGCAUUAACACUUGGGGGGUGGCCAUGUUCGAUCUGAACACCUUCCCCAGUUGGGCAAAUGUUACUGAAGUUCCUUGAAUUUCAUCUCAAG
Messenger RNA from Syngnathus acus (greater pipefish), 1902 nucleotides. Its product is annotated as solute carrier family 13 member 2-like. The coding region runs from base 99 to 1889 and encodes 596 amino acids. Gene Ontology annotation, biological process: monoatomic anion transmembrane transport. Gene Ontology annotation, molecular function: transmembrane transporter activity. NCBI's taxonomy places the organism in Eukaryota, Metazoa, Chordata, Actinopteri, Syngnathiformes, Syngnathidae. The record is from RefSeq and is a predicted model, not a curated record. Gene Ontology annotation, cellular component: membrane. The transcript is spliced from 13 exons.